UCCCACCUCCGCUCGCCCGCCAUGUCCGACGCCUCGUCGUCGUCCUCGUCCGGCACGCCGCGCCUGCGCUCGCGCACCGCCCACAUCGAUGCGCUCCUCGACCGCGCCGGCCCGUACACCGAUGCCUCCUUCGUGCCGGGUGCCGCUCCGAAGAAGGUGCUGCGCAACACGGCAAAGGUGCUCGUCAUCGGCGCCGGCGGCCUCGGCUGCGAGCUGCUCGCCAACCUGGCGCUCUCGGGCUUCCGCGACAUCCACCUCAUCGACAUGGACACCAUCGACACCAGCAACCUCAACCGCCAGUUUCUCUUCCGCACCAAGGACGUGGGCCGCUCCAAGGCCCUCGUGGCCGCCGAGUUUGUCAUGCGCCGCGUGCCCGGCACGCAAGUGACGGCAUACCACGGGCGCAUCCAGGACAAGGACGAGGCAUACUAUAUGCAGUUCGACAUGGUCAUCUGCGGCCUGGACUCGGUCGAGGCACGGCGCUGGAUCAACGCCACGCUCGUCAACAUGGUCGAUCCCGACAACCCGGACUCGCUCAAGCCGCUCAUCGACGGCGGCACCGAGGGCUUCAAGGGCCAGGCGCGCCUCAUUCUCCCGACGCUCACGUCGUGCUAUGAGUGCAGCCUCGACAUGCUGACGCGGCAGACCGUCUUUCCCAUCUGCACGAUUGCCAACACGCCGCGCCUGCCCGAGCACUGCAUCGAGUGGGCCAGUGUGCUCGAGUGGCCGCGCGUCUUUGGGCCGGAGAAGAAGCUCGACAACGACGACCCCGAGCACAUCCAGUGGCUUCUGGACGUGGCGCAGGCGCGCGCAAGGGCGCACAACAUCGAAGGAGUGACGUGGUCGCUGACGCAGGGCGUCGUCAAGAACAUCAUUCCCGCCAUUGCGAGCACAAACGCAGUCAUCGCCGCGGCAUGCACGCAAGAGGCGUUCAAGCUGGCCACGACGUGCGCGCCGCCGCUGAACAACUACAUGAUGUACGCGGGCAGCGACAGCGUCUACACGUACACGUUCGAGCACGAGCGGCGGCCCGACUGUCCCGUGUGCGGCGGCGAUGCGCGCGACGUGUCGCUUUCGCGCAGCACGCCGCUGGCGCACAUCCUCGAGCUGCUCGCCGAGAGUGCCGAUGUGCAGCUGAAGCGGCCUAGUCUCGCGGGUCCCAGCGGGCCGCUCUUCUUCCAGGCACCGCCGCAGCUGCGCGAGGCGACAGAGGGCAACCUCGUUCGCCCGCUCAGCGAGCUGCUGCAGCACGGCGACGAGAUCACCGUCACGGACCAGGCAUUGCCCUUCCAGCUCUCGCUGCGCAUCCUCUUCACGGACUAAUGUCACGACUGUCACGAUGAGUGCGAGAAGGUAUGGAAUUGUGAGUGCAGUAAGGCUGUC
This is a messenger RNA of Tilletiopsis washingtonensis, 1383 nucleotides long. RefSeq lists its product as hypothetical. Gene Ontology annotation, cellular component: nucleus; cytoplasm. Gene Ontology annotation, molecular function: NEDD8 activating enzyme activity. The record is from RefSeq and is a predicted model, not a curated record. Gene Ontology annotation, biological process: protein neddylation. The transcript is spliced from 7 exons. The coding region runs from base 22 to 1323 and encodes 433 amino acids. NCBI's taxonomy places the organism in Eukaryota, Fungi, Basidiomycota, Exobasidiomycetes, Entylomatales.